This is a messenger RNA of Bradysia coprophila, 1691 nucleotides long. Its product is annotated as dynein regulatory complex subunit 2. Gene Ontology annotation, cellular component: axonemal dynein complex; axoneme. Gene Ontology annotation, biological process: axonemal dynein complex assembly; cilium-dependent cell motility; regulation of cilium movement. The record is from RefSeq and is a predicted model, not a curated record. Lineage: Eukaryota; Metazoa; Arthropoda; Insecta; Diptera; Sciaridae.
UUAAAUUUGUAAGUGAAUCUAAACGGUUCAUUCAGUGUAGGCUGUACUGUGCAAGUCUUGUGUCUAGAGAUUAAAAAUGGGUAAAAAGAAAGGAGCGGGAAAUAAACUGGCAAAAAUGUCAGAGGAGGAGCGUUUACGAUAUCUGCAGCAUAGAGCUGAAAUCGAAGAGGAAGCCAGACGACGGAAACAGCAACUGAUAUCGAUUUUCAUGAAGAAUAAAUUGAAACGAGAGGAGGCAUUUUCACGGUUAAAUUUGGCAAAAAUCAACCAAGAAUGGCGAUCGAUUCUACGGAAUAUAAAAUGCAAUGAAUUGAAGACGGAAAUCAAAAGUGUUGAAGAGUAUUUUGACGAUGCGUUGACGCGAAAGAAUGAUAUUAUCCAGCGGCUUCUCAAUGAUCUGGAUGAAAACGAAGAGAUGUACUCAACAAUGCUCCAUGCCCAUAUUGAAAAUAUAGAAAGAUUGAUUGCACUCCACACCGACCGUAUAACCUUUCUAAAGACUAGCUAUUUGGACGAAAAAAAGUCGAUGCUCAAUCAAUAUCACAAAGAAAUUCAGACGUACAAAGAGCGGAAAAUUAAAGCACACGUUGAGCUGGAAUGUGUAUUUUAUGGAUUGGAAAGCAUUGCAGACAAUGACCGGGACAAGGUUCAUCAUCGUCACUUGAAAAAAGUCGAUGAUGUAAAAAGUGGUUUGAUAUUGAAACUGCAAACAAUUACCAAUGACCGUGAACAACAAAUGGAAAAAUUGUGGAAAGAAUUUCAAGAUAUUCUGAACGAAUAUUUGCAUGAAACCGAAGAAUACCACAACGAGUACAUUGAAUUGAGACAACGUGACGACGAGGACACAAAGGUCAUUCGAUUACACUAUAACGAGGUGGCUCGAGCAACCGAACAAAUUGGUUUUCUCAAAUUGGACUUGGAAAAUUUGCGCGAAGAGCAGAGUCUGCACAUUGAGGAGCUGGUGAAGUACAAGAAGUUGCUGCACGAAAAGCAGAGAAAAAUAAAGUCGGAAAUGGACGAAGGUUUGCUGAAAGACAAGAAUAAUUUGAGGCAUAUGGUUGUUUGUAGUCAUAACUCUGCAGCGAAACUGAAGGACACUCUGAAGAGAGGAGAAAACAUUUUACAAAUUGCGGCGAUUUGUAAGAAACUAGAAACCGAACGUGAACAAGUAUUUCCGUUUGGUAGAAAGAAAACCCUUUUUGGCAAUCAAGAAAAUGACUUAAAGAAACCGCCAGAGGAGUUCAAAGAAAAAACGAUGUUCAUUGUUUCGAAUUUAGAGAACUUUUGGCUCCGCUAUAACAACGCCCGUAUCGAUUGUGCAUGCUUAAGCGAAGAAAAAAUGGCCCUCAAAGAAGAAAAUCGUGAGCUGAAGGAAAAAUUGAAAGCUUAUUUAACAACUGUAACAAUUGCCAAUGGCGGCGGCAAUGCAAAAGAUAAAUUGAGACCGAGCAGUAUGAAAGUUGAACGCGUCGGUCAUAUUGAAGUUAACAACGGAACAACUGGCAGAGGAUUGAAUAAAGAUCGUCGUCGACCAGUUACCUGUUUCAGUAUAGUUCAGGAGGGUAAUUUGAGCGUUGCCGUUCGGAGCAAAAACUUAACAUCCGGUAAAUUUAGAAAAGAACCGGAAAUUUAUUCGAUUGUUCAUGGGAAUGGGAGCAAGAAAAUCGUUUCGCAGUGAAUUUAUAGGAAAA